AAAUAUUUUGCCUCUUUUCCAGCGGACGGUCGGUCGAGCAGCAUGGGGUACAUCUGGAAGCUCAUCAUGUCCAGCCUCCUCUCGGUGAACGCGCUCGCGAUCCUCCAUGAGAAGCGCUUCCUCCGGCGCUAUGGCUACGACCAGCUCGAAGCCUCGAGCGGCGGCAGCCCGUCCAUGAAGAACCAGGUCGUCGGCUUCCUCGUCGCCGUGCAGUACCUCCGCAUGCCCCUUGUCGUCAUCAACAUCGUCGCCAUCUUCCUCGAACUGCUCAUGGGCUAGGCCCGAUGCUUAGACUCUCGAUGAUGAUGAUCAAUGUAACCCUCCUGCAUGUAUUCGC
Saprolegnia parasitica CBS 223.65 is the source of this 337-nucleotide messenger RNA. RefSeq lists its product as hypothetical. Gene Ontology annotation, biological process: endoplasmic reticulum to Golgi vesicle-mediated transport. The record is from RefSeq and is a predicted model, not a curated record. Gene Ontology annotation, cellular component: endoplasmic reticulum membrane; Golgi membrane; COPII-coated ER to Golgi transport vesicle. Bases 43 to 279 code for a protein of 78 amino acids. Lineage: Eukaryota; Oomycota; Saprolegniomycetes; Saprolegniales; Saprolegniaceae. The transcript is spliced from 3 exons.